Molecule: messenger RNA, 450 nt
Organism: Plasmopara halstedii
Lineage: Eukaryota; Oomycota; Peronosporomycetes; Peronosporales; Peronosporaceae
Exons: 2
Coding region: 1-450 (149 amino acids)
Source: RefSeq, a predicted model, not a curated record
AUGCUUAAACAACCGAAGUCACAAAAUUCGGUCCGCGACGAAUGGGUCGAAGAGAAAUUUUCUGUCGUCCACGCCUAUGAGGUAUUUGCAAAGAGAGAAGAAACGAAAGCCGGUUUUUACAGAAGUGACAUGGGAAGCUUGUGGCUAUCGUACGCCGGGUAUUGUUGGAAACAUGACUUGACGAAGUCCACUUGGCAAGAGUCCUCCCCUGAAACAGUACUUAAAGAACUUCAAACUAGCGGGUUGAAUGAAGACGAAGUCGUAAAGUUGGUUGUUGGCGCAAAAGAUUAUGUGGGCGGACAAGAGGCUAUUGCUGAAAUUCACAUGCGUUUGUUGAAAGAUCCAGAGACCAAACAUCUGGCGGAACGUAUAAAGCCUGAACUCGCUAAACUGGAGCAAGCGAAAACUGAAAUUUCGGCCAGUGAUGCUCAAAUGUUGCGCGCAAAAUGA